AUGAAAUGUAAAUACGGAUAUUAUAAUCCAUCGUCAUGUACAAAAUGUCCAAAAGGAUGUUUAUCAUGUUAUGGAACAAUAGAAAAUGUUAUAUGUCUUGAAUGUGAUAAUCAAAAUAAUUUAACUUUAUGGUUAAUUGACGGUCAAUGUAAAAGUCAGAAUCAAAUAUUUUUAUUAAAUAAUUCAUUAAAAAUAAAAGAACAUCAAAACUUAGAUAAAUGUAGUAUUAAUCAAAAAGGUAUUUGUAUUAGAUGUUCUGAUGGAUAUUAUGAAUUUAAUUCAAAUUGUUUUCCUUGUAAUUCAAAUUGUUCAAGCUGUUUAACUACAUCAACACAAUGUUUAUCUUGUUCUGACCCUACUAAAAUUGUAAGUAAUUAUGAAUGUGUUUCUGAUGAAGAAUUCUCUAAAUCUUGUAAACAACAAACAUUAAGUAAAGUUGGAUGUGCUAUUUGUAAUGAUGGGUAUUAUAGAAAAGGAACAUCAUGUCCAAAAUGUCCAAAAACAAUGGAAUUAUGUGAAAGAGAAGAUUUACCAAUAAAAUGUAAUGUUGGAUAUUUUAUGUAUCAUUCUAAAGAAUGUAGACCAAAAACUGAAUUAACAAAUUGUGUUACAAUUGAUUCAAUAGGUUGUAGUAAAUGUUUAGAUGGAUAUUAUGUUUACGACUCUUAUUGUUUUAAUUGUCCAGAUAAUUGUUAUUCAUGUAGUAAUAGUAAUACAUGUAAAUUAUGUUUUGAUGGGUUUGUAUUAAAUGGAUUAAAGUGUGUAUCUUAUAAAACAAUAGAACAUUGUGAAUCUUCUUCAAACAAUGUUUGUACUUCAUGUUCAAGAGGUUUUAUAAUAAAAGGAAAUAUUUGUGAAAGAAAGUCUAUGUGGUGGAUAAGUUUAAUUGUUAUUCCAAUAUUCAUAUUAAUAAUUGUUAUGAUUUAUUUCAUACUUACAUUAAUUUCAAAAAAAAUAAUUAGACUAAAACAAGAUAAUACUUUAAAUUUAAAAGAGUUAUUCUCCUCAGAACAUUUUCAAGAAGUUCUUCCUGGUAUAUUAGUGACAAAUAAUAAAUUUACAUUAGUUGGAGAUGAAUAUAUUCCAGUAAAUGAAACUACUACUUUAAAAUUAAUAAUUGCUAAUCAUGGCAAACAUAAAGUUAAGAUUCAAUCAUCUCAUAUCCCUUCCAAAAAAUAUCAAUUUACUAUUCAACCAAAUUUAGUCUUUUUAAGACAAAAUAAAGCUAUUGAAGUUACUAUGGAUAUUACACCUAUUUGUUCUACUACUAUAUUACAACAAAUUAGAUUUUCUGUAUAUAAUUUUAAAUUUAAUAAAGAAAUGGAAUUUUAUGUGGAUAUUAAUAUUGAAACUGAACAGACAUGUAUAUUAGAUCCAGACGAACUUAUUCAAAAGAAAAAAAUUGGAGAAGGAACUUUUGGUGUUGUUUAUAAAGGUGAAUUUAAAGGAAAUAGUGUUGCUAUUAAAAGAAUGAAACCAAAAAUUAAUGAUAAUAGUUCUGAAAUAGAAUUUAGAAAAGAGGUAGAAAUGUUAGAAAAAUUUAGAUGUAAUUAUAUUAUUCAUUUCUAUGGAGCAGUAAUAAUUCAAGAUAAUAAAUGUAUGGUUACUGAAUAUGCAAAAUAUGGAUCAGUACAAAAAAUGAUUGAAUCAAAACCAUCAAAUUCACUAUCUAAAAGUAUUAAAAUAAAAAUGUUAUUAGAUAUUGCUAGAGGAAUAGAAUAUCUUCACAAUAAUGGUAUUCUACAUCGUGAUAUUAAACCUGAUAAUAUGUUAAUAACUUCCCUUGAUAAUGACAUCCCUGUUAAUGCUAAACUUACUGAUUUUGGAAGUGCUAGAAAUAUAAAUUCAUUAAUGACAAAUAUGACAUUUACAAAAGGUGUUGGAACACCUUCUUUUAUGGCUCCUGAGAUAUUAAAAAGAAAAAAAUAUAAAACAGCCGCUGAUAUUUAUUCAUUUGCUAUUAGUAUUUACUCUGUUAUGACUUGGGAAGAUCCUUAUCCUAAACAAGAAUUUGAGUAUCCUUGGGUUAUUGCCACUUUUGUAGCUUCUGGACAUAGAAGACCACAAAACAAUUUACCUGAUUAUGUCUAUAAACUUAUAUGUGAGUGUUGGUGUGAUGAACCAACUAAUAGACUAAAUAUAGAACAAACAAUAAAACAGCUUGAAAUUAUUCAAAAAUCCAUUCAAUCAAAACAUCAUUAA
Molecule: messenger RNA, 2202 nt
Organism: Entamoeba histolytica HM-1:IMSS
Lineage: Eukaryota; Evosea; Mastigamoebida; Endamoebidae
Product: tyrosine kinase, putative
Exons: 1
Coding region: 1-2202 (733 amino acids)
Biological process (GO): protein phosphorylation
Molecular function (GO): ATP binding; protein kinase activity
Source: RefSeq, a predicted model, not a curated record